Arabidopsis thaliana (thale cress) is the source of this 2442-nucleotide messenger RNA. RefSeq names its product Pectin lyase-like superfamily protein. The record is from RefSeq and is marked reviewed. The transcript has 4 exons. Bases 679 to 2109 code for a protein of 476 amino acids. NCBI's taxonomy places the organism in Eukaryota, Viridiplantae, Streptophyta, Magnoliopsida, Brassicales, Brassicaceae. Gene Ontology annotation, molecular function: polygalacturonase activity. Gene Ontology annotation, biological process: carbohydrate metabolic process.
CCUCAUCCUAGUCACUACUCGAAUGCCAUCUUUACGUUUAAAACAAUUAUGGCCACACUAACGAUAUACCUAUGUUUGUUUGCUAGUAUAAUAAGGAUAUGUCUCUAUUUGCUAUCACUUCAGCCUUUUCUGAAGACAAUGUUACCGCUAUAUCUUCCAAUCAAUUGAUACCACUAAAUGAUAAAAUCAUUGCUAAUCUUAUAAGAUCACCAAACACUCAGACAAAAAGUUUGAAUCUUGCUUCUUCGUUUCUCCACUCUUUAUCCGCUUAUAAAUACUCUUAUUCUCUCCUCUUAACAUCCUCAUCAAACCAUUUAGCCUCUCCACACUCACAAAGGGCUCACAAGUCUCAAGUAAUUCUCUUUCUCUCUCUCAAGCACAAACACACACAAAUGUAUAAACAAACCCACCAUUUUUGCUUUCAAAUGUUAGUUGUUCACUAUGUCUCAUUUACAUUAAACUCUCUUUUUCUUUUUCCCAAAAGUUGUUCACCAAAACCAAUUGAUUAGCUCUCAUUCUCAUAAAAAAAACAAAACUUUACAACAAUUACUAACCUUUCACAUGCACCCAUUUAUUUACCAAACUACGAAAAAAGAUACAACCUUUUAUAUCUCUCUCUUUAACUAACUUAAGGAACUAACCAUUCUCUCUUCCUUUUUUUUUUUCAGAUACAAAACAAUGAAGAACAUACUAGCUUGCAUAGUUACCAUCAUAACCCUCUCAAACCUCAUAACCAUUUCUCAAGGAAGAAGGGUAUCACAGUCAUUUGAAACAUUUGAGUACACAGCAAUUAUUUGCAGAUCCCACAGUGCCUCCAUAACAGAGUACGGUGGUGUAGGAGACGGCAAGACGCUAAACACAAAGGCCUUCCAGAGCGCCGUUGAUCAUCUCAGCCAAUACUCAUCUGAAGGCGGAGCACAGCUCUUUGUACCCGCCGGGAAAUGGCUCACCGGAAGUUUCAACCUCACAAGCCAUUUCACUCUGUUUCUUCACAAAGACGCAAUUCUUCUCGCUGCUCAAGACUUAAACGAAUACCCAAUUCUAAAGGCUUUGCCUUCGUACGGACGAGGACGUGACGCCGCCGGUGGAAGAUUCGCUAGUCUCAUCUUCGGCACUAAUCUCUCCGACGUAAUUAUCACCGGGAACAACGGCACAAUCGACGGUCAAGGAUCGUUUUGGUGGCAAAAGUUCCACGGUGGCAAGCUAAAAUACACUCGCCCGUACCUGAUUGAGUUAAUGUUCUCAGAUACAAUUCAGAUUUCAAAUCUAACGUUCCUUGAUUCUCCAUCGUGGAACAUCCACCCAGUGUAUAGUAGCAAUAUCAUCGUAAAAGGCGUUACGAUCAUCGCCCCGGUAAAAUCUCCGAACACCGACGGAAUCAAUCCAGAUUCUUGCACGAACACGAGGAUCGAAGACUGUUACAUCAUAUCCGGCGACGAUUGCAUCGCCGUGAAAAGCGGAUGGGACGAAUACGGAAUCUCAUUCGGAAUGCCGACGAAGCACCUCGUGAUCCGUAGAUUAACCUGUAUCUCACCGUACAGCGCCGCGAUCGCUCUCGGAAGCGAAAUGUCCGGCGGAAUCGAAGACGUGAGAGCGGAAGAUAUCACCGCAUACCAAACAGAAUCCGGCGUACGGAUAAAAACCGCCGUAGGAAGAGGAGCUUUCGUGAAGAACAUAUACGUAAAAGGAAUGAAUCUACACACGAUGAAAUGGGUUUUUUGGAUGACCGGAAAUUACAAAGCUCAUGCUGAUUCUCAUUACGAUCCUCACGCUCUACCGGAGAUAACCGGGAUUAAUUACAGAGAUAUUGUAGCUGAGAAUGUUUCUAUGGCUGGAAGGUUAGAGGGAAUCUCUGGAGAUCCUUUUACUGGGAUUUGUAUUUCGAAUGCAACGAUUUCUAUGGCGGCUAAGCAUAAGAAAGCGAUUUGGAUGUGUAGUGAUGUUGAAGGAGUUACGAGUGGUGUUGAUCCUAAGCCUUGUGAUUUGCUUGAUGGACAAGAAUCAGAGACGACGAAGAAGAAGAUGAUUGACGGUGGAUGUGAUUUUCCUACUGAUGUGUUGGAGAUUGAUAAUGUUGAGCUUAAGACUUGUAGUUAUCAAAUGAGUUAGCAAAGUUGUAGUCUUUUUCUUUGACCUAAUUUCAUAUUUACGAAAAUUUCUCUGCAGGGAUUAUCUGUGAUUUUGGUUAACCAAUCUGUGAGAAGAAGUAUAAGUUAUCGAUAGAAAGUGAACAAAUCCAUGUGAGAUUGGGAGAUGAAACAGAGAAGCUGAGACAAUGAUUACUUGUUCAUAAAGAAACUGAAUCAGACCAGACUCUUUAGAAGUUUUCUCUUGGAUUGUUCUAUAUGCCUCUCUUUCUCAUGUCAUGGAGGAAAAUGGAAAUGUUGAACCUUUUCCUGCAACAGAGUUGAUCAAAUCUCAUUUUAAUGGGUCUCUAAAGAC